This is a messenger RNA of Photinus pyralis (common eastern firefly), 1102 nucleotides long. Its product is annotated as putative nuclease HARBI1. The coding region runs from base 1 to 1002 and encodes 333 amino acids. The transcript has 4 exons. The record is from RefSeq and is a predicted model, not a curated record. NCBI's taxonomy places the organism in Eukaryota, Metazoa, Arthropoda, Insecta, Coleoptera, Lampyridae.
AUGGAUAUACAUCAUGAUGAUGAUUUAGAUGUGAUAAAUGUGAUCAUUUUUGGUAUUCCGAGACAAGUGUAUAACAGAUCAGAUUAUUUUCAUAGUUUCGAUGAUUUGACGUUUUUUCAAAGAUUUCGGAUUACAAAACCGACAGCGAUAUCGAUUCUCGAGUUAAUUGAACCUCACAUUGAAUACCCUUAUAAUUUGAAUAACUGUGUUUCGCCUAUAAACCAACUGCUUGUGUUUUUACGAUUUUGUGCCACUGGAACCCACUUAGCAUGUAUUGGAGACUUUGCUGGCAUGCAUCUCUCAACAGCAUCCAGGAUUGUUGUUCGAGUUGGUGCAGCGCUUGCAUCUCACUAUAAUAGAUUUAUCAAAAUGCCACAAACACAACAAGAUAUGAACAUGGCUCAGAUGUCAUUUUAUGAAAUUGCUCGAUUUCCACGUGUGAUCGGCGCUAUUGAUUGUACACACGUAAAAAUACAAUCCCCGGGCGGAAACGAUCCUGAAGUAUUCCGAAACCGAAAAGGAUAUUUUUCCAUAAACGUACAGGCCAUUGUAAGUGCCCAAUUACAUAUACGGAACAUAGUUGCAAGAUGGCCAGGUUCGUCUCAUGAUGUAACCAUUUUCAACAAUAGUGCAGUUAGACGUCAAUUUGAAAAUAAUCUGUAUCCAGAUGCGUUAUUACUAGGGGACAGUGGGUAUUACCUCAGGUCAUAUUUAAUGACACCACUUCUACAAACAAAUAAUAGAGCCGAGCAAUUAUAUAAUGAAUCUCAUAUUAGAACGAGAAAUACAGUUGAAAGAUUUUUUGGAGUAUUCAAAAGACGAUUUCCUGUAUUGGCAUAUGGCUGCCGGUUGAAAGUGCAAACAGUUUUAACGUUAAUCAUAGCACUAGCAGUUGUUCAUAACAUUUGCAAAGAAGCUAAUGAAGAAGACCCACCAGAUCCGGAAAAUCUUGAUAGAUUUUUAGAAAUACUUCAACAGCAAGAUGUACCACACAUCCCUUAGGUACAUAAUGCUGCCCUAGGAAUCCAAGGAAUUGCAGCUAGAGAAAAUCUUAUUACAACAUAUUUUGCCAAUUUAGAGGAAUAAACUUGCGAAUAUUUUA